This is a messenger RNA of Leguminivora glycinivorella, 613 nucleotides long. RefSeq lists its product as uncharacterized. The record is from RefSeq and is a predicted model, not a curated record. Bases 230 to 607 code for a protein of 125 amino acids. The transcript is spliced from 4 exons. NCBI's taxonomy places the organism in Eukaryota, Metazoa, Arthropoda, Insecta, Lepidoptera, Tortricidae.
CGCCGUUGCAGUUCAAACAAGAGCUAGUCGUCGAGUCACAUCUUCUGAAUCAUCUUGAGUAAAUUGGUGUUAAGUGUUACGUCGGAUUACUCGUAACAGGAUGUGCGCAAUAAGCUUGGUACUAUUAAUACCAAUUAUAUUUCGAGAUUACGGUACUCACUAACUGACGCGUAUUAUUCGCGCCAUUACCGCUGCCGCCGUCGCCGCCACCGCCGCCGCCGCCGCCGCCAUGUCGCCGCUCGCCCGCUCGCUGCUCGCGCUCGCCGCGCUGCUCGCCGCCGCCGACGCCGUUUGCACUUCAAACGUACAUGGAAAUGACACGGACCAUGUGGAACUUUUAGGACCAUUUGAAGUUUCUAGUUUAGAUUCUGAAAAGGGAAAAGUUAUUGACAUUCAAGACUCGUGCAGCUUCGGUAAACCAGUAGGCGUGACAAUAAACGCGUGCAACAGCCACUCCAGCCGAAGGUUCUCCGACGGGCCGCCGCCGCGGCUCAGCUCCAACAUGACGCAAGCGACAGUGCAGUGCGAGCCUCGAGCGUGCCCCGCCGGGGUCCACGUGCAGAUUAUACAGUAUUGUGAUUCUGGGAAAUAUAUUACUAGACCAUAAACGUUA